Molecule: messenger RNA, 2515 nt
Organism: Alligator sinensis (Chinese alligator)
Lineage: Eukaryota; Metazoa; Chordata; Crocodylia; Alligatoridae
Gene: CHMP5
Product: charged multivesicular body protein 5
Exons: 8
Coding region: 56-649 (197 amino acids)
Biological process (GO): late endosome to vacuole transport via multivesicular body sorting pathway; vesicle budding from membrane
Cellular component (GO): multivesicular body
Source: RefSeq, a predicted model, not a curated record
AACAACACAACACAAAAGUCGGCUACAACUCUUGAGAGUGACUUGGGUUUUGCGUAUGGUGGAUACCAGAGCCGAGUCGAUUGACAAGAAAAUUUCUAGGCUUGAUGCAGAACUGGUGAAGUAUAAAGAUCAGAUGAAGAAAAUGAGGGAGGGGCCUGCCAAGAAUAUGGUAAAGCAGAAAGCUUUGAGAGUGUUAAAGCAGAAGCGAAUGUAUGAGCAACAGAGGGAUAAUCUGGCACAGCAGUCUUUUAACAUGGAACAGGCUAACUACACCAUCCAAUCACUGAAGGAUACAAAGACAACGGUUGAUGCUAUGAAACUGGGGGUGAAAGAAAUGAAGAAGGCUUACAAGCAAGUCAAAAUUGAUCAGAUUGAGGACAUACAAGACCAGUUAGAAGAUAUGAUGGAAGAUGCCAAUGAGGUCCAGGAAGCACUUAGCCGUAGUUAUGGGACACCAGAGAUUGAUGAAGAUGACUUGGAGGCAGAACUGGAUGCAUUGGGUGAUGAACUUUUGGCUGAUGAGGACACUUCCUAUUUAGAUGAAGCUGCAUCAGUUCCAGCAAUCCCAGAAGGCACUCCUACUGACACGAAAAACAAGGAUGGUGUAUUGGUGGAUGAAUUUGGACUGCCAAAGAUUCCCGCUACAUAAGUCUUCCUGCAGCAUGUUGGAAAUUAAAUUAACUUUUUUUUUUUAAAAUCCUGGAAGACUUGCCCUCCAAGUAUAACUGUAUUAUCACUACAUCCUAGAACGCAAGAUGAAUGGCUGAUGGUUUCUUUGAAGAAAGUUGUUAUACUGCUGACCUUUUUUUUUUCUAUUAAUGGGGAAAUGGCACAAUUUUCUUCAGUGGAUGCAGUCAGUCUACUAGAUUUUGAUUCCCUGUGUCUUAUGGGUGAAUUAAUAUAUGAAAAAUAGUGGUGGCCAUUUAUAGCUGAGCUGUUUUUGAUUUGUAUUAUAUUUCUGUUUUCUGGAACUAAGGAUGUGUAGCUGCUUGCCCACUGUAAGAUAACUUCCUUAUUCUUUUACUGAUUUGAUAAAGAAUGGGUGCAUUUUUAAAUUACUUCAUUUUGGAGACUCUUGCUCUUGUAUUUGUAACUCUUAAUUAUAGCUGUAACAAAUGAAUACUAAAGUUAUUAAUAUUACAUAUUCCAUUUUGACAUAAAACAUGUAACAGAGAUUAUUAGCUGAUCCUUAUGUGUGGUGUUUUUGAUGGUAGCCUUAACUUGCUUUUUGGAUCCUUCAUUAUGAGCAUGGGGCUGUCCCUGAAAGCGCAGGGUUAUGAUUGACAUCCAGCUUAAAUCCCAGAAAUUUCUCCUCCUAUUCAUGCAUCUCCGUCUUUGUAUGCCAGGUCCUCACUUCUGCCAGACCAGUGCUCAUACUGUAUUUAUCCUCUGGCCAGAAGUUAGAGUUGUCAUUUUUUUUUUUUUGAUGAUCUUUGUAGACCUUUCUGGGAAAUGCUUGUAGAACAAACUGCCUUCUCCCUUUCUCUGGCCCCAUUGGCCAGGAGAAUGGGACUACUCCCAAACUGGUCACCUGUGCUAAUGAUACUACUACUAAUGAUACUACUAUUGCCUUGCCAAGUCUUGAGACAGGCUGUUGGUUUUUUAUUUUUUUUACUCACCACUGGCAGCCAAACAGUUUUGCAUUUGAAUCAAGAACAAAAGCCUACCAAUGUUUGUAAAGGAACUGAGAGCUAUUUAUGUCUAAUAAAGCUAUUUUUCCAAAGCACAUUUUAAAACACCUCCCUCCUUAAUAGAGUGAAGAAUCGGUUGGACCAAGGGAACCAUGCCGUUCAGAAGACUGUACUUUAUGGCCCCAGCUUGGUUGGCAGGGUUUGCAGGAGCUGGAAAGCUUAGACUUUAGUGUCUGGGUCCACUAAUAGGAGGCGGAACUGGAACAAAAGAUCUGCUGCCAGGAAACUUUUAUAGUGGAGACAAGUUGCAGAGAACGGUUCAGGAGGGGCCUCUCAGUCGCCGCGGGCCAGGAGCUAGUGCCUGCGCCCCCGCGGGUGGGUGGAUCCUGAGGGGAGGGUGGCAGCCGAGCACGUCCUGAGAUAGACCAGGCAGCGGCUGAUUUUAAAGCGUCUUUUUCUUAUAAACUCCCCGAGAGGCGGUCUGGCGAGCAGAUGUGGGGGGGACCCGCUCUCAUUUCAGUCAGGGGAAGGGAGGGAGGGAGGCUGCGUUUGCCGGCGGGAACGGCCGGGCGGGGCCGGAAGCGCCACCGCCUUUGGUGCAACUAGUCGGAUUGUUCGUUACCAGAGUGCGUGCGCCUGACGUUCUUGCAACGUGCGGAGUCAUUCGUGUGCGUGCGUGACGAUCUUUCCACUCAGCCCCUCAUUUUGCCGCCCCCCGGACAGCCUAAGAGCCUUUCCCGCCGCCGGUGGCAAUGAAGUGGGGGGCGGCCCCGGCCCGAUGCGCUCAGGAAACCCCAUUCGUCACCGGCCACCGGACCCGGCGGCUAAUAGGCUGGAGGAGGAAAGGGCGUGACGUGAUAUCAGUACGUCUUCUCCCGGGCACU